AUGUCGAGACGCUACGAUAGGUACGGCUGGCUACCAAACAUAUGAAGCUCUCCCAUCUCCUAACCCAGUGUCCAGCCGCACGACCAUCUUCUCGCCCGAAGGCCGCCUCUACCAGGUCGAAUAUGCGCUCGAAGCCAUCUCACACGCUGGUACCGCACUAGGCAUCCUCGCGACCGAUGGAAUCGUCCUCGCAGCCGAACGCAAGGUCACGAGCAAGUUGUUGGAGCAAGACACGAGUGCAGAGAAGCUUUAUGUCCUGAACGAGUGAGUGCAUCAUCUCUCUGGGAGAAUACCUGAAAGCUCAAGAGGCUGUAUACUAAUGGACAAUCUAGCAACAUGAUCACAGCUGUCGCCGGAAUGACAGCAGACGCCAACAUCCUCAUCAACUACGCCCGGACAGCCGCUCAGCGCUAUCUCCUCACAUACAACGCGGACAUCCCCUGCGAGCAGCUCGUACGGCGGCUGUGCGAUCUCAAGCAGGGCUACACACAGCACGGUGGUCUUCGGCCAUUCGGUGUCUCCUUCAUCUACGCAGGCUGGGACAACCAGCGACAGUUCCAGCUCUACCAAUCAAAUCCGAGUGGCAACUACACCGGCUGGAAGGCGACGAGCGUGGGCGCGAACAACGCGAGUGCUCAGUCAUUACUCAAGCAGGACUACAACGAGGAGUGCAAUCUCAAGCAGGCGUGCGAAUUGGCGGUCAAGGUGUUGUCGAAGACGAUGGAUAGCACGAAGCUAUCUAGCGAGAAGAUCGAGUUCGCAACGGUUGGUCGGACGGAGAAGGGCACCAUCUACCACCACUUGUGGGCAGCAGAUGAGAUCGAUACCCUCUUGAAGGAACACGGCUUGGCGAAGGUAGACGAUGAGGCGGAACAAGAGCACGGACUGAGUGAGGGAACAGUACGAACUGGACCGUGAGUGUCAAAAGCGAGCGGGAGAUGAUGCAUGUACAACAUGGUAGAGGUUUGGCUUUGGCGCUGGACCGUGCGCAAGCGAAGCCGCACGUGAAGAAGCCGCCACGAAUCGAAUGGGCAGAUUUGUAAGUGAACGCAACAAGAGUAAACGCAACCCAGUUUCAAGAGCACAAGUAUUCGACGAUGAGCUGUAGGCGAACAAGCACGCACCGCGAGUACACCUUGCACUCUCCCGCUUCUAUCUGAUGCAGCGCGAUUGCACCCGCUGAAUCACUGACCUCACAGGUGUCCGCUCGCCGAAAGCCCACUCGCCGAAGCACUAUUCCUGACGGUAUGGCCGGUUCUCCGAUGGGCGGUGCGCAGAGGCCUCGAAGACGCGCGACGUCAAAGGAUAGCACUCCGAGCGCCGCUGAGCAUCAGGCUGCCUCUCCUCAGACAGGCACGCCUUCGGUAGCCGCUACCAGAGCUCCUGACUGCUCCAUGAGGGAUGUCGACCUGAACUCGAAAUCUGCAACCAGUACGCCAGACAUCCAGUUUGUGGAGCCAGAAGAGCAUGGUUUCCCCAUCAUUGUCUUCCGAGUGACCAAACCGGCCACCUGCGCUGCGGUAAGUAUCCUCCCACACGUUUUCGAUCCGCGCUGACGCACGAGGCAGGCAUGCAAAUUCUGGCAUAUCCACUCAAUCAGUCCCAGUGGUGAUCCUGCUAUCCUGCGCAUAGAAGGACAAGAAUUGCACACAGUCGAUGACAGCACAGAGGGCCACAUGCUUCUUCUCGAACAUGCUGCAUACAUUGCAUUGGAUCUGGACAAAGCCUUUUCCAGUCGACUUCCAGUCCGCAUUCUCGCAAUCUUGACCCCGAACGACACCAACGUGCGCUGGUUCUACAGCACACUACAGUAUGACUCCCUCCUUCCGAAUCUGCAAGAGCGCGGCUACAUCAGCCCGCUGAUGACUAUCGAGCCGCGUGAUCCUCUCAUACCUGAGACUCUGCGUGGCAAAGACCACCACAAACGCGUCUUCACUUGGCUGCGGGAUGCUUUCCUCAAAGCUCUCCAACCGCCCGACUCUCCGGAUUACAUCAACGCGUGCAGUAUGACCGACUGGGCACCCGACAUCACCAUUUCAGAGUACACAGCUCUUCAACGCAUCUACUGCAACGAGUGGCUGUACCACAACCCGCCUCCAAAAGAGAAUGAAAAAGAUCUCUCUGAUGACAGAUACCUCCUCGAACUGCACCCAGCGGAACGUGCACUCGCAAGUCUCUGCGAAGCGACUUGCGCCGAGUAUCUUCUUAUCAAACGGAACUUCUUCAAAGACUUCUACGAAGAUGUGAUGAUAACCGAUAUCAAGAUCGAGCAUGGGGACAGCGUGAGGACGGACACUAAGCAUUGUCAAUGGAUGGAGAAAGUUUAUGGGUGGAAGCAGAGACGGGCGAAGAGGCUCGUGACGGGAUGGAAAGAGUUGGGCUUGUUGGAGGAGAAGAAGAUGCUGCCGUGGGUGAAAGCAGGAGGCAUGCUAGCGCUCUCCAUGGAGAAGUCCAACCAGGAGGACGAGGUGGACGGCCAUGACGGGGUGGAGCAGAACGGCGCAGCGAAGACUGUGCCUGGUACACAGGGAGCAGAGAGCGAGAUGCAGGUGGAACCGAGUGAGAUGCGGACGCCGUCUAGUCGCUGA
Messenger RNA from Lecanosticta acicola, 2588 nucleotides. NCBI's taxonomy places the organism in Eukaryota, Fungi, Ascomycota, Dothideomycetes, Mycosphaerellales, Mycosphaerellaceae. The record is from the annotation of a GenBank genome assembly.